AUGGCUGCACGCGGUCGAAGAAGAAGAAAUCCUUCAUGGCGGUCCGAAUGCGUACUGUUCCUUCUAUUCUUCCUAGUCCUCGCCGCGAGCCGGGACAUCGCCGUUGGAGUCCGCGCAAACGCCGCGGCAGAGCGACGAAAGGAGAUGGAUCAGAUGCUGCAAGCUCAAGUGGAUAAGAUGCUGGCGACAUUUGAAAAGGAUGCUGACGUGGCAUCGCUGACUCAGCAGCAGACGUCAUGCUCUUGCUAUCACAUUCGCAAUGAUUACUGCUGUCACCAGUACAUGUGCAUCUGCUCGCCCAUGUGCUGGAACGGCUAUGAGCUUAUUUCUCUCGGUCAACCCAAGUGCGCGCCAGCAGCAGAGCACACCGCACCUCCACCCGGCCAGGACCCCAUUCUCUCCCCCGUAGACUGCACGCACCAGCGCGAAUUCACCUCCGCACUCUCGGAUAUCGUCUCCAUAACUGCAGAAGCUCGCUUGGCUGAGCGAAGCGCAGGCGGGAGGGGGGGCGGAAGGGGGGAUGGUGGGGAAGGGUGGUUGGGGAGCCGGAGGGAGGUGGACUGGCAGUUUGGGCUGACCAUGCUUCAGCGGUUCAAUGACAGCUCCGUCAACCUCUCCCACUUUGCAGAGAAGGCCCUCACACUCCUUCUGGCCAACAACUUCACGGCGCCAGCCCUGCUGCGCCCCAUGGUCACUCGCUUCAUGCUCCCUCGUGAGGAGCUGGUUCUAGAAAAGAUGAGAAUGAAGGGAGGCGAAGCGGUGCACGCGCGGUUGCUGCAGGCAAUGAUAGAGUUCGCCGUCACGCCCGUGCUCUCCCCUCGCAUCCACAUGUCUCGCCAACUCCACGACCACAGAACACUGGGAGAUGCCCCCAUGGCAUUCGGGCUGGUGGAAUUCGAAUCCGCAUGGAACGCCGCCACCGAAGCCCGCCCUCUCUGCUUCGAAAGGCUCCUCCUCCCGGGGGUUCUCAAGGGGCAGGCAUUCCCGUCCCACCCCACCCAGGGGACCUUCCUGGACCGGCACCUGCGGGCGAAGCUAGGGUUGGAUCCGCCUGGAAAAGUGGAGUGGGGAAGGGAUGGGGUGCGGGGGUGGCGGCCUCGAGUGUUGUAUAUCACACGGCUGGGAGCGGAGUUGAAGCUUCGUCGCACCUUCCUGCCGGAGAGUCAUGAGGCGCUGCUGAAGCUGAUGGAGGAGCUUGGGUUGCAGGUGACAAUGGUAGAGAUGGGUCAAUUGACAUUUCGCCAGCAAUUCGAAGCCAUUCAAUCCGCUGACAUUGUGAUUUCCCUGCAUGGAGCUGCCCUCACCAACGUGGCUCUCUUCGCCCGCCGCACCACCGCAUUAAUCGAGGUAAUGCCGUACGGCGUCGUGCACGAGCUCUACUACUCGCUCUCGCUUAACUCGGGCAUUCCGUAUUUUCUCAAGAUGUGCCGCAAAGGGGAGGCACAGGAAGGAGACUUGGCAGAAUUCGAGGGGUUGAGCUACAAGGAAUGCAUGCACAAAAACCUUGCAUGCAAGUGGCACCACAUCCACAUACGGCGGAUCGAACUCACCGACCGGGAUUUAAUGGACUUGAAGAAGAUGCUCCUGGUUGCAAAGGAUAUUGUUGGAGCAAAAUUGGGAGGGUUUGGCAGAGACUUGCAGUCUGGGGAGCUGCCUGGCUGGGCUGUAGAGAGGUUUGGGGGCAUGUGUGUUGCUAGGGAUGUGGACUUCGAUCAUGACUGUGGGGCUGGCUUCUCCCUUUAUAAGAAUGUCGACCUCCCUAAGGUGCGAGCACUGAAUGAGGCAGUGGAGGGGAGCGCAGAGGGCGUGUUCCGCAGCUGGGAAGAUCGCAUGACCUUUCCAAGUCAACCAAUGGACAGUAACGAGGAUGAUCCAGAGCUGAUACUCUUUAUUCCAUUCACAACCGAUGUGAAGAUCAAGAGCAUCGCCAUUAUUGGGGGAGCAGAUGGGACCAGCCCUGCAAAGAUGCGAGCCUUCAUAAAUCGUGAGGACGUUGAUUUCUCUGUGGUUAAUGAUCUGACUGCAGUGCAGGAAUGGGAUCUAACUGAGGACCUUCAAGGCGAGCUCGAGUACACCACCAAAUUCUCCAAGUUCCAGGGCGUGUCCUCUCUCACCCUCCAUUUCCCUUCAAAUUUUGGGGGUGAUUUCUCUCGGAUCCACUUCGUGGGACUCAAAGGAGAGGCCACUCAGAACAAUCGGAGAGCGGUGGCUGCAGUUGUGUACGAAGCACAGGCCAACCCCAGUGACCAUGACCCCGUUUUCCACCGAACGAGCGGAACUUCACAGACCCAGGGACUGGCUUGGUCUACACGAAUGUGUUCGACAGCACUUACGAUGCCAUCUUGA
Molecule: messenger RNA, 2346 nt
Organism: Closterium sp. Naga37s-1
Lineage: Eukaryota; Viridiplantae; Streptophyta; Zygnematophyceae; Desmidiales; Closteriaceae
Source: the annotation of a GenBank genome assembly